Messenger RNA from Acanthochromis polyacanthus (spiny chromis), 6287 nucleotides. It is a transcript of the gene cpeb4b, whose product is annotated as cytoplasmic polyadenylation element binding protein 4b. The transcript has 10 exons. Gene Ontology annotation, cellular component: nucleus; synapse; neuron projection. The record is from RefSeq and is a predicted model, not a curated record. Gene Ontology annotation, biological process: negative regulation of cytoplasmic translation. Gene Ontology annotation, molecular function: translation factor activity, RNA binding; mRNA regulatory element binding translation repressor activity; ribosome binding. The coding region runs from base 593 to 1819 and encodes 408 amino acids. NCBI's taxonomy places the organism in Eukaryota, Metazoa, Chordata, Actinopteri, Pomacentridae.
CACCUGUCCUGACAGGCUUCGAUUACCAAGAGACAUCUGGUCUCGGGGGAACUGGCCCAGUCCAGUCCAGUACAACCUCGUCAUCACUUACUGGCUUCAACAACUGGUCGGCUGCCAUCCCCCUGCACCGUCAACAAUCAUCAAUGAGGACGUCAGCUUUUUCAACCCGGCCUCUGCCAACAACGGGCCUCUGCUGUUCCAGAACUUCUCACACCACGUCAGUCCAGGGUUUGGUGGGAACUUCUCUCCCCAGAUUGGACCAGCAGCGGCCUUGUCCCAACACCACCCGGCUCCUCCGCCUCAUCCCCACUUCCAACAUCCCCACAGCCAACACCAGCAGCAUCGGCGUUCCCCGGCCUCUCCCCACCCUCCACCGCCCUUCCCACACCGGAAUCCGGCUUUCAGCCAGUUGCCGCAUUUGUCCAACAGCCUGAACAAGCCCCCGUCCCCCUGGGGUCCGGCCAGCUACCAGAGCCCUUCUCCCUCCCCUGGCUCCUCCACCUCCUGGAGUCCCGGAGGAGGUUAUGGAAGUGGUGGCGGCGGCUGGGGAGGAUCUCAAGGCAGAGAUUAUCGUCGUGGGCUGAACGGUGGGAUGACCCCCAUCAACUCCAUCUCUCCGCUGAAGAAGACCUUCCCGAAUAACCAUGUGACAUCCCAGAAGUACCCCCGAAACAGUCCCGCAGGCUUCAAUCCCAAGUCCUGGAUGGAUGACGGAGUCGGUCGUAAUGAUAACAUCUUCCCCUUUCAGGAACGUACCAGGUCUUUUGACAGUUUCAACAUGAAUACUCUGGAGAGCUCCCUGAUUGACAUCAUGAGGGCUGAGCAGGACACCCUGAAAGGUCGUCUAGGGUUUCCCCACCCAGGAGGGGACAACCCUCUUCCCCUCAAUGCCAGGAAUUAUAGCAGGAGACGAGGCCACUCCUCUCUGUUCCCCAUGGAGGAUGGUUUCCCCGAUGAUGAGCGCGCCGAUCAGGGUCUCGCUGGCCUCGGCUCUCCACACUGCUUUCCACACCAGAACGGAGAGCGCGUUGAACGCUAUUCACGCAAGGUCUUUGUUGGAGGACUGCCCCCGGAUAUAGAUGAAGAUGAGAUAACGGCUAGUUUCCGGCGUUUUGGACACCUGUUUGUGGACUGGCCUCACAAAGCUGAGAGCAAAUCCUAUUUCCCCCCAAAAGGCUAUGCCUUCCUGCUGUUCCAGGAUGAGAGCUCAGUUCAGGCUUUGAUCGAUGCCUGCAUCGAGGAGGACGGCAAGCUGUACCUCUGUGUGUCCAGCCCCACCAUCAAAGACAAGCCGGUCCAGAUCCGCCCAUGGAACCUGAAUGACAGCGAUUUUGUGAUGGAUGGAUCUCAGCCUCUGGACCCGAGGAAAACCAUUUUUGUGGGAGGAGUUCCUCGUCCGCUCCGUGCAGUGGAGCUGGCCAUGAUCAUGGACCGCCUGUACGGUGGCGUUUGCUACGCUGGCAUCGACACAGACCCUGAGCUGAAGUACCCCAAGGGAGCGGGGCGGGUCGCCUUCUCUAAUCAGCAGAGCUACAUUGCUGCUAUCAGUGCUCGCUUUGUACAGCUGCAGCAUGGAGAAAUCGAUAAACGGGUGGAAGUGAAGCCAUACGUGCUGGAUGACCAGCUGUGCGAUGAGUGCCAGGGGACUCGCUGUGGAGGAAAGUUUGCGCCGUUCUUCUGCGCCAACGUCACCUGUCUGCAGUACUACUGCGAGUACUGCUGGGCGGCCAUCCACUCGCGUGCAGGGCGAGAGUUUCACAAACCCCUGGUGAAGGAGGGGGGCGACCGACCCCGUCACAUCUCCUUCCGCUGGAACUGAGUGGACGACAGAGAGGGAGAGGCAACAGAGGAGCAGGAGGGCAGGUAGUGCAGGAGUCGCAAAUCAUUGUACAAAUAAAUGCACUUUUCUGUUGCUGGUUCCUUUUUGCUCUAAUUUCACCGAUCAUUUUUCUCGUUUUUAUUUUAAAGUUAAUAUAUAUCAAUAUUUUGAAGAUAGAAAAGAAAAACUGGAAUUAUAUCCAAAUAUGUCCAGCAAGGAAAAAAAAGACGUGUAACAUAAUAAUUUAUGCUUUUCAUUUUUUGAGAUAUUUUUUAUUAGUUCUGAAAAAAAUACAUAUAUAGGAAAGUAGUUUGAGGUGUGGAAUAUGGUACUCUGCUAUUCAAUUGGCAUAUUUUUCUAAACAGUGUAUUCACUUUUAAUUUUGAUACAAGAGGCCCCAAAACAAAUACUCUUCAUUUGACAUUCAACUGACUUGUUUUGUAGCAGAGCUAUUGCUUUUUAUUUUCUCCCGAGUCUCCAGUGCAAAUACUGUUUAAACAGUAUGUCAUUGGCUGUUAUUUUCAGAGAGGUGGGACUAAGUUUGCUAUUGAUACUAGAGGCUCCAGAGCAAAUGUGAAUUAAAAAGGUGUUGCUAAAGAAGAGUGCACUUAUUUCCUGUUUAAAGAGUGAAGAUACAGUGUAUGAGACCCUUAGUAGUUAACCAAAGCUGAAUCUGAAUUAACUUUGAAGAACAGAGAGGGCCUACUGCAGAACGAAAUGGAUUCUUUUCCCUCCCAGAUCAAAAUGUUUGAACCUCUCUUUUUAUGAUUUCCAAGACCAUACAAAUAUUUUGAUGUUACUUGAAAAACGACGACAAAAUUUUAGCAACACGUAAUUUGGGUUUUGAUCUCCAUUUUGACAUGCAAAAACUAAUACCUCAAACUCAGCUGCUAAUGUGCCGAAUACAGUAAAGAGAAAAAGAGAGAGAGAGCAAGCAAGAAAGAAAACAUGAUCGCUCUCUGGUGUUCUCCUUUCCUUAGAACUAUAAUCAGAGGGAAGCGAUGUAACAGGCAGAGAGUGAUGUGACUGGCACAGUUUUGUACUCACUUGCUUCAUCACCUUCUUAUUUUUGUAAUCAAACCCAGGGUUGUGCUAGGGACAGAGCAGAGCAUCGUACAGUAUAUUAUGGGAAUGUAUGGCAUAGGGAGGCUACGGGAGACAUAGGCUUACUGGUAAAGAGAUAAAUCCAGCCCCACGUCCUCUCAUGUACGCCUACGGCCUCUGCAGCUAAGCUAGCAGCUAACAGAGGGUAGGGCCUCAUUCACGGAUCAAAGCCUGCCGUCUGUGUCUGCACACAGCGGGGCUUGGAUCCAGAUCUUUCAGGACUGAGGUUAAAGUAACUCCUCGAGAGGAGGCUGGUCAAGUAGCCGCCUUUAUUGCAGUUUCUUACGGGGCUACCACCAAACAGGAAAUGCCUGUCUUUGUUAGGUUUUUUUUCUUAGAAAACGCAUUUGUGCAAUUCUCCCAAGUCUUUAAUGAAAAAGAAGUUCUACUUUGCAUCCGAGAGUCAGCUGCAUUUAAUGAAAGAAGCAAUUAAAGUUUAUCUGCUUUCCGAAUCGUCAGCACACGUAUGAGUCACGGAGGGAUCUGCCCUUUCAGCAAACCCUCGAUCCUUUCUCCUGCCAAGCUAAUCCAACUCAGCAUCCAGUGUUUUUGAAGCAUAAAUGAAGAUAGUCUCUGCAGUGCGCUCUACUACUGCACACUUGUGACCCACAUGCAGUGUUUUUGCUCUUGGAAACGAGAUUGCAGGUCCAGUCAGCUGUACCCAGUGGCUUUUGGGAACCAAAGAUGGCUGUGCAGUAGUGGGUCACACUGUAGCUCAUGUUCUUGUUUAGAUUUUUCUUGUUUUUCUUUCUCAUUUCUUCUAGGAUGUUUCUUUUUUUUUUUCAUAUAUAUUUUCUUAAAUCUGUCACUUCUGCCCAGUUUUGCUUAACUGUCAAGCCCUGAUGAAAUCCAGCAAACCAAAGAUUGGCCUUGAACACGAUCUAUACAGUCUGUAUAUUCUACACGUAUACAUGCUGUAUAUGUAUGACAGUGCAGUCAAAACCAUUAGAGCACCACGUGGAGUAAGAGCAGGGCUUGCAGACACACAAACAAGGCCUCACACUUUCCAUAGCUCAAAAUGAAGGUGCGCGCUGUCGGGCACUGGUUAUUUUUUAUCUCAAAUAGGUCUGCGUGUUUGGGAAAAUUAACAACAAGUGCACGUUUCCACAGCGAAAGUAAAACUAAUCCUCACAUUUGUUUGACAUUUUAAGUCACUCAGUGGUAACUUACUAGCCGAGCAUUUAAAUGUCAGGGAGUUAGUACAGAAACUUGAUUAUACACACACACUAGUGAGAAUCCUCAUAUCGGCGUGGUGUCAUUGCACCAGUUUUGCACCCUGGACAUUAGUUUUGUGGGUGUGGUGGGUGAGCAUUUUAGAAGUUAAAACACUUUGUGAAGAAUUUGCUGUUAAAUGAGAUGAAAAAAAGAUUAUUUUAUACAUGGCCUGCUGAUUUUUGGUACAGUGUUUUCUAGCUAAAUUAUUUUGUCAUGCACAUAUAAACAUUUAUUAUGCACUACUUUUCUAAAUAUUUUUUCUUUUUCCAACAGUCAUUUUAGGCACAUUUUUCACAAAUGGGGAAACUCCUUUUUGCAAUACCUCAAUUUUUCACAUUGUGAAAGGUAGCUUUUGUACUUUUGUUACUGAGAGAUCUGCAUAUAUGGAAAUGUUCAUUUUAAGAAAAAAGUUGAGUGAUUUCAAUAUAUAUUAUUUUCAAUUAUGCUUUUUAUACAUUUCAGUGCUGAGGAAUCUUUACAACUAAGUGCGCACUUGUGUUGAUGCGACUUCAGAUCUGCAGAGGAGAGACCAAAGUGUAUCGCUCUCUUGGUCUUAGCUUUUUCGUACACUAGAUGUUUCCAGUCAAUCUGGUCAAUAACAGCAUGGCGAGAAGAAAAAAAAAAAGACAAGUUGUAAUUUCAAAUUGAUGUUAAUGUCUCUAAACAUGGCUAUACUAGUUGGAAAUGGUAACUUCUGUCUUGGUUUCCUCUCCAUAGAUGGAGCAUAACUUAUUAUAAGGAGAAUGCAAAAUUCGGUUCACGCUUAACGCUGAAUCUCGUAUCACAAGAAUGGAUGUUUGGUGUUUAGAUAUUUUAAUAUUUGAAAAAAAAAAGUAUAUAUAUAUAUUCUUGAACUUGCCAACUAGCACCUAUUGUAAUCCUUAGCAUGCAUGACGAGAAAAAAAGAGAAAAUGACAAGUACAUGAAUUAGCUAUUAAAAUUAAUUGUUGUGGUGUGCACCAAAUGUUUCUCAACUAUUAAGUUGUUAAGGACACCCCAAACCCACUCUCACCUCACCCUCCUCCCCUCUACCUCCCCCCCCCACGUGUUGAAACUCCUCGCUUCCCCAUUCGCAGACCUCUGCAGGAUGCACAUGACAGAGAGAUAAAAAAAAUAAAACAAAAUAAGAAAACUUUAAAAUUGAUUUGGCAGUGCAGGACUUUGAGCAUCCUUAUAGAACACUGUUUAAAAGACUUGAGAACUCAUCCCCGCUGUCUGUCGAGGUGAUCUUAUAUAGACCUAUCUGGAGGAAGGGGAGCUUAAAGACUUGAAUGUGGUAAAUGUUGCAAGGUAACUUCAAGUUGUUAUGUGCAAUACUUCUUUUGAACCUUUUUCCAGAUAAAGACUCUUUGCAAUGUAAUUCUUUAAUGCCAUUUUUAAUUGCAGACAUUUAAUUAAAGAAGAUGUUAAUAUGUUUUUCACAGUCAUUUUCUACUGUUAUUGUAAUCCUUUUCAUGCUGGUGUUUGUAAAAAAGAAAAGAAAUCAAACUAUUUGUACUAAUAUAAAUAAUUGAAGUUAUUUUUAAAACAUUAAAGGUUUUGUGCUCAUUUGCUUAUUUUGUUUAUUUUAAGCUACUGUGAUUGAUUGCAUUGUAAUUAUUAGGUCAACAAUGUAUUUAGCUGUUUAUUGGUAUAUUUUUAAUUGGAAUGUAUAAUUGAUUUUUAUAAUUUUGAUCAGAUUUUUGUUAUAUUUUUGAGGUGAAGCUUUUAAUAUGUUAAAGUGUCUAGUUUUUACUAAUUGCUAUAUUGUGCUCCACAAUAUAUGGUUCACAUUUUCUGAAGGAAAAUAAAUAUUUAAAUAUUUGUCUGUUAAUGAUGUUACUUAAUGGCAAGAUUUCAAUAGUUUUUAACUGUGUAUGGGAAGGUUGUUGUAUUUAUUAAUAGCAUUUUUUACUUAAGAUAUCACCUUAAUUUUUAUUGUCAUUUCACUUUAUAAGUUCCUAUUUUUGUAUUUUCCUUUCUAAUUAAGUUAUGUAAUACGGAUAUGUCCAUAUUUCUAGGAGUUGGUCUGUAGAAGUGCUAGUGAAACGAAAAAGAAAAAUCUAAUGUUAUUUAAUUGUUUGCAGCCAACUAUUUAUAACAGUAUGCAUAAUUUUUAAAUAUUUGUAAUGUGAAAUGUUGAAUGAAAUAAAUCUUAACUGUGAUGAAA